This is a messenger RNA of Sphaeroforma arctica JP610, 306 nucleotides long. RefSeq lists its product as hypothetical. The record is from RefSeq and is a predicted model, not a curated record. Lineage: Eukaryota; Ichthyosporea; Ichthyophonida. The transcript has a single exon. Gene Ontology annotation, molecular function: 2 iron, 2 sulfur cluster binding. The annotation marks the transcript as partial.
AUGACUGAACACAGGAUAGCAACCAUUGAUCAGUUGCACAAAGAAAAGGGCUUUGAAGCUGAGAUCAACGGGCGAGAGAUAGUAUUGUGGAAAGUAAAGAAUAAGGUGUACUGUAUCGACAACAAGUGCUGGCAUGCUUCGUCUCCUUUGCACUAUGGAGAUAUUGAGGAGUACGAUGGACGAACCUGUAUAGUAUGCCCGAUGCAUAAGUAUAUUAUUGACUUGGCUACCGGAGAAGACAUUCUAGUGAUGGAAAGGAAAGGGCUGGCAAAGAUAUUCAAUAAGAAACCACUCCUCGAUAUCGGG